GGAACAUGGCAGUUUUUCUUUCUCCGGCUCCCCAAACGGACGCACGUAGUGGCAGAGCAGUUGAAAGUUUCUUUUCGUCGCUCUUUGGUCUCCUGCAUCGCAUCGACGAUGGCGAGGCUCGGCACGAUCCUACUGACGCUUCUCGCCGGUUUCCUCCUCUCCGCCUCACGCGCGCUCGCCGCCGACCACGUCGUCGGGGGCUCGGUGUGGUCCAUCCCGCCGAGCGCCGACCUGUACAGCGCCUGGGCGGCCAAUAGGACGUUCCUCGUCGGCGACAACCUCGUUUACAGGUUCGAGAUUGGGUUCUACGACGUGGUGCAGGUGUCCAGGAGGGAGUACGAGGACUGCACCACCGACGACCCCUUCAGGACCUCCCGCGCCGACCCCGCCGUCGUCCCGCUCGACGCCGUCGGCGUGCGCUACUUCGUAUGCAGCGUCGGCAACUACUGCAGCCUUGGCGUCAAGCUCUAUGUCACGGUUCAGAAUCCACACUAGACUGCCUGCUCAACAGGUCUUCAUCAUGUAACCGCAGGGUGUA
Phragmites australis (common reed) is the source of this 538-nucleotide messenger RNA. RefSeq names its product uclacyanin 1-like. Gene Ontology annotation, molecular function: electron transfer activity. Lineage: Eukaryota; Viridiplantae; Streptophyta; Magnoliopsida; Poales; Poaceae. Bases 109 to 495 code for a protein of 128 amino acids. The record is from RefSeq and is a predicted model, not a curated record. Gene Ontology annotation, cellular component: plasma membrane. The transcript has 2 exons.